Blepharisma stoltei is the source of this 2577-nucleotide messenger RNA. The record is from the annotation of a GenBank genome assembly. NCBI's taxonomy places the organism in Eukaryota, Ciliophora, Heterotrichea, Heterotrichida, Blepharismidae.
AUGCAGUCUGUUGAUCAAUCCUCUUCAACAAAUGUCCAAGUUUUCUGUCGUUUCCGACCACUUGACGAUCACGAACGAAGCCUACCAAACCAGAGAUUUAUUGAAAUUUUGCCUAAUUCAAAAUCUGUAAUAGUGCACCCAAAUAAAGAAAGUCGUGAAGAUGCACAAUUUUAUUUUGAUUAUAUUUUUGACGAGUUUUCUUCCCAGCAACUUGUAUAUGAUAAAGGAGCAAGAAGUGUAAUAGAAGCCGUCAUGCAAGGAUUUAAUGGGACAGUUUUUGCAUAUGGCCAGACAUCCUCAGGGAAAACUUACACAAUGUUUGGCCCUAACCUUGAUGACCCAGAAGCAAUGGGAAUAAUCCCACACAUGAUAACGACCGUUUUUUACAACAUAGAAAAUUCUGACCCCACAAAUGAAUACACAGUAAAAGUUUGUUGUUUUGAGCUUUACCUAGAAAAAAUAAGAGACUUAUUUGACACAUCCAAAGAGAACUUAAAAAUCAGAGAAGAUAAGAUGAGAGGGGUGUAUUUAGAAGGAUUAACAGAAAUUUAUGUAUCAACUGGAGAAGAAGUGCAUGAACUCAUGAAGUAUGGCCACCAAACAAGAGCGGUUGGUGCCCAUAGGAUGAAUAAUGAAUCGUCCAGGUCACACUUAAUUUUUUCCAUAGCAGUUUCUCAAACAAGUACAGAGGAUUUUACUACCAAAGUAGGAAAACUGCAUUUAAUUGAUCUUGCUGGGUCUGAAAAAGUAGAUAAAACAGGUGCGGAAGGAACAAGACUGGAAGAAGCCAAAAAAAUCAACAAGUCUUUGACAAUUUUAGGGCAGGUGAUAACAGCUUUGUCGGAAGGUAAAAGAGGGUAUAUUCCUUAUAGAGAUUCAAAAUUGACAAGGAUUCUUCAAGAUUCUUUAGGUGGAAAUUCAAGGACUAGCUUAAUUAUCACUUGCUCACCAUCUUCAUGGAAUGAACUUGAAACGAUAAGUUCAUUGAGAUUUGGAAUGAGAGCAAAAAUGAUAAAAAAUACUCCAAAAGUAAAUAUAGAGUCUACUGUUGGAGAGCUAAAAUUAUUAUUAGCUGCUGCCAAAGAAGAAAUUCACCAGAAGAAUAAAAAAAUCAAAAGAUUAGAAAAUAAUCAAAGUCAGCUUGAAGAAAGUAUGAGUAUGAUGGAUUUUGAAAUUGAUAAGAAAUAUGAGGACGUUAUUAAAGAGUUAGAAGAAACAAGGGCUAGAUUAUCAUUAGAAAUUUCAAAAAAUUCCAAGCUCAAUAGUGAGCUAUCGCAGGUGCAAAAUAAUUAUGAUGAUCUAAAAUCACAAUUUGACGCUCUUUUAGCUCAAUCUAAGCUUAUUGAUGAAGAAUUCCAAUCGGUGGAAGAAAUUUUAAAAGUUAAAGAAGAGCAAAUAGAGCAGCUCACUGCUUUUAAGAAUUCUUAUGAGAAUGGGUUUACAACUGCCAAUGAUGCAAAAUUAAAGCUUGAACAAGUUAUUAUUGAAAAAGAUUUAGAAAUAGAAUUAUUAACUUCGCCCCCUCCAUGAGCGAACAAAAAAAAUUUUUUCACUCACGAGGGGUUAAUUUUGUUUUAAAAACAUUUUAUAAAAAUAUUAUAGAAAAAUUUUUUCUUCGAAAUUUUAAAAAAAUCCUAAUAUGCAAAAAUUGGAAAGCAAAGCAAAUAUUAAUUCAAUUAUAAAAUUUAUGUUUUUAAAAAACAAUUUGUUUAAAAUUAAACAGAAUUAGCUCGAGAUUUCAUUAUACUAACUAUCACUUAUAUCAAUUUUUUUUUUCCAUUAAAAUUUUUUCUAUUAAAAAAAUUUUUGUUCACUCGGGCUUUUAGGCAAAAAAUAGUGAUUUUUCAAUGGUUUUGCUCACUCACAGAAGGGGGAGUAAGAAGAAAAUUAAAAUUAUCACCAACAGCUUUUUCAGAAGAGGAUAAAGUUAGGCAAGAGCAAAAAAGAAAGGAAGCUCAAGAAAAAGCAAUUAUAAGCAAGUAUGCGCCUUCUUUAUUGGAUCUAAGUAUGGAUAGCCAAAUAGGUGAUGAAAACUGGAGAUUAGAGAAAAAGAACUUAAUUGAAAAUUUGAAGCUGAGAAUAAAACAAAUAAUUGAUCUGGAAAUUGCUCUUGACGAUUCUAAAAAUGAUUAUAAUAGUUUAGAGAAUAGCAUGAAUCUUGAUGCAAAAGAAGCCAAACGCAGAAAUGACCAUUUGCAGCGAAGCCUUGAGCAGCUUACCCUUAUGUACCAUCAGCUUGUUAACCAAAAUUCUGCAUUGUCUGUAGAAAAACAAAUUUUAGAAAAAAAAUCAACAAGAUUGUCUGAAAAAUUAAAAUUAAUUGAAACUUCUUCUGCAGCUCUAAAAGGAGAACUUAAAAGAGCUAAAGAAGAAAUAGACCAGCUUAAAGAAGAAUUAAACCAGCCAAAUUACUUAAAGAACACGAUGGGAGCUUUAGCUCCAUUAAUACCCAAUUCAAGAAUCAAAAAGAGGAUACGAGGUGGAGGAAACCAGCAGCUUUUGGCUACAUUUGCUGUGCAGGCUAAAACAUACUCAAAUCUCAGAAACUCAUUUAAUCAAUUUGAAGUUGGUAAAUAG